This is a messenger RNA of Eimeria mitis, 1740 nucleotides long. Its product is annotated as thioredoxin, putative. Gene Ontology annotation, molecular function: protein disulfide isomerase activity. Gene Ontology annotation, biological process: response to endoplasmic reticulum stress; protein folding. The record is from RefSeq and is a predicted model, not a curated record. Gene Ontology annotation, cellular component: endoplasmic reticulum. Lineage: Eukaryota; Apicomplexa; Conoidasida; Eucoccidiorida; Eimeriidae.
AUGCUGGUGGCUUCGAGAGCGGGAUGGGGGCCCUCCUGGGCCCCCGGGAGUCUGUGCGGGUUGAAGGCGGCGCCCCAGCUGCUGUUUCUGUUGACGCUAUCUUUUCUCGUGGCUGCUCAUCGAGGCGUCGUGAGCGCUACAGAUGCAGAAGAAGGUUUACAGACGGAUCGUCGGGUAUAUUCGGAGGAGCAGAAGGCCAGGGCGGCUGCUGAUCAGAAGGCAGUUAUGGAUAGCGGGGCGGUUCCGCUGUCGGAAGCUUCGUACAGCGAGUUCAUGGCUGCGCAUCCCCUGGCCUUAGUUAUGUUCUACGCGCCAUGGUGCUACUGGUCGCGUUCAGCUCUGCCUGAACUGGAUGCAGCAGCGAAGCUGCUUUCGCAUCACUCGCCCCCGGUUGUCGGUGCAAAAGUCGACUGUACAGACAACGAAGACCUUUGCAACCAGGAGUACAUUCGGGAGUAUCCAACGAUCAGGCUAUACGUUGAGGGUGUAGGGCAUUUGUACGAAGGGAGGAGGUACGGCAAAGGCAACCUGGAAGACGGACACGUAGUGGUGGUAGCAGCCUUCCCUCCUGAUUACAACCGAGGCGGCUUUCAAUCAGUCGCACGGGCCUUUGGGGAGGAGGUUUUGUUUGGGGAUACCUCUGACCCCGAGCUGACAACGAGGUUGGUGGAUAAGCACGUCCUGCCGCGUCUCCCCAAGAAGGAACGCAACAACAGCGAGAUGUCUAGACAGCUAAAGCCUCCCUUUGUUGUGGUAUUUGCGCCUCACAAGGACGAGCCCGGCGUGCAUAUCUAUAAGGGUCCCGUGGGCGAGGUGAAGGAGCUGCGCUCUUUCGUUCGGCAGUGGCUGUUUCCUGUUGUUUCUUUGUUUGAUUCGGACAGCAUUGGCAGCAGCUUUUUCAGUGACUCGCGGCCCAAGUUUCUGCUGCUUCUGGAUUCAAACAAGCAAAAGGGGCAGCUGAAGGAGGUGGGUAGCGCCAAGCCGAAGGACCCACUGCUUGCUGCCUUCCGCGCGGUGGCUGAGAAGCACCGCAUCUCAGUUGCUGCUGCCGUUUCAGGGAACAGCAAGAAUUUCGAGAAGCAGCUACUGAACCUUCUGGGGAUCGAGGAUGAAACGCUGCCCCAAGUGCGAAUCAUGCAGGUUAGCCGCAACCAGGAGGGGCCCCAGCAACCGGCAAAGAAGUUCAGACCCUCCUCUCCUCUCCCUCCAGCGGAUGAAGGGAAGAAAGCUUUAGAAGAUAUGAUGGAUGCCUUUGUAUCGGGCGUGCUGGCGCAGACGCUGCCCCCCUAUUUCCGGUCUGAGACCCCUCCAGACACCCCGGAGCCCAAGGGCCGCGUGAGAACCCUGGUGGCAUCGACAUUUGCGACGGAAGUUCGCAAAGAAGCCAAUGUACUUGUAGAGUUUUAUGCCCCCUGGUGCGGGUUCUGUCGCAAGAUGGAACCCGCGUACAAGGAGCUAGCGAUGCGCGUCGCGGGGGUGUCAGGUCUGCUGAUCGCCCGGAUCGAUGCAACGCGAAAUGAAGUCGAAGGCGUCGCCAUCGCAGGAUACCCAACCCUUUACCUGUACAGAAGGGGGGAGAAAGAACCGCUCCUGUACGCGGGAGACAGAAGCACGCGAGACAUGCUCAAGUGGCUCAGUCUUCGUGUACGUGGAACAUCGCCCUUUGAUGUAGAAGAACUCAUGAGCAUGGACAUUGCAAACCCCGACAAGGCUGCCGCCUCCGUCCUCGAGGAGCUCUAA